Perca flavescens (yellow perch) is the source of this 2177-nucleotide messenger RNA. It is a transcript of the gene ctbp1, whose product is annotated as C-terminal binding protein 1. Gene Ontology annotation, molecular function: transcription corepressor activity; DNA-binding transcription factor binding; oxidoreductase activity, acting on the CH-OH group of donors, NAD or NADP as acceptor. Gene Ontology annotation, biological process: regulation of transcription by RNA polymerase II. NCBI's taxonomy places the organism in Eukaryota, Metazoa, Chordata, Actinopteri, Perciformes, Percidae. The record is from RefSeq and is a predicted model, not a curated record. Bases 424 to 1755 code for a protein of 443 amino acids. Gene Ontology annotation, cellular component: nucleus. The transcript has 11 exons.
AUGCAGCAGUGCUUGCAUUCAGUAUGCGUGCACGUUUCUUUUUAGUGACAUAGACAGAGGCAGAGACAGAAAGACAGAGAGAUUUGCUGUAGUAGAAAGUGAGAAAAGGAGGGGAGGGAGGUAGCUAGAGACGCCAGGGAGAGAAGGAGGGAGGGGUAAGACAGAUAGAGAGAGCGGGCGAGCAAAGGGGACAGAAGGGAGGGAAAAGAGAGAGAGAGAGAAGAGGGGGAGAGAGAGAGCGAGAGAGAGAGAGAGAGAAGAGGGGGAGCACAUGUGUAUGCUUGUCACUAAGGGGCUGGGAGAAGGACUAAGGGAAGCGAGGUAGCUGGCCACAGCCGCCAUAUGCUGACUGGAUUCCUGUUCAUGUCUGCUGUGUGAAGACUGUAGGUUUCUGUUGUGUGCUGGCCAGCUGGGGAACACACCAUGGGAAGCUCACAUCUCCUCAACAAAGGCAUGCCUCUAGGCAUCAGGCCACCCAUUAUGAAUGGGCCCAUGCAUCCGCGCCCGCUGGUGGCGCUGCUGGACGGGCGAGACUGCACUGUGGAGAUGCCCAUCUUGAAAGACGUAGCAACCGUGGCCUUUUGUGACGCUCAGUCUACACAGGAGAUCCACGAGAAGGUGCUGAAUGAAGCUGUAGGAGCUCUGAUGUACCACACCAUUACUCUGAUGAGAGAAGACCUAGAAAAGUUUAAAGCUCUGCGCAUCAUUGUCCGCAUCGGUAGUGGCUAUGACAACAUUGACAUCAAAUCUGCCGGGGAACUGGGCAUAGCUGUGUGCAAUAUGCCAGCAGCCUCGGUGGAGGAGACGGCGGACUCCACACUGUGCCACAUCCUCACCUUGUACCGACGCAUCACCUGGCUGCACCAGGCUCUCCGGGAGGGCACGCGGGUUCAAAGCGUGGAGCAGAUCCGAGAGGUGGCGUCAGGAGCCGCGAGGAUCAGAGGAGAGACACUGGGACUUAUAGGGCUUGGUCGAGUAGGCCAGGCUGUAGCCCUGCGAGCCAAGGCCUUCGGCUUCAAUGUGAUCUUCUAUGACCCUUAUUUGGCUGACGGUGUAGAAAGAUCCCUGGGACUACAACGGGUCACCACACUACAGGACCUGCUCUUCCACUCUGACUGUGUCUCUCUGCACUGCAGCCUCAACGAACACAACCACCACCUGAUUAACGACUUCACCAUCAAACAGAUGCGCCAGGGGGCGUUCCUGGUGAACACGGCCAGGGGGGGUCUGGUGGAUGAGAAGGCCUUGGCUCAGGCCCUGAAGGAGGGGAGGAUACGUGGAGCUGCUCUGGAUGUUCAUGAGACAGAGCCUUUUAGUUUCAGUCAGGGUCCGCUGAAGGAUGCUCCCAAUCUGAUCUGCACCCCACAUGCUGCCUGGUACAGCGAACAGGCAUCGCUGGAGAUGAGAGAGGAGGCAGCCAGGGAGAUCCGAAGGGCUAUCACAGGUCGUGUCCCAGACAGUCUAAAGAACUGUGUGAAUAAGGAGUUCCUCUCCCAGAACAACCACUGGGCAGGAGUUGACCCAGCUACCGUCCACCCCGAGCUCAACGGGGCUUAUAGGUAUCCCCCAGGAGCGGUGAGCUUGUCAGCUGGUGGCCUCCCGCCACCCGUUGAAGGCAUUGUGCCCAGCGCCGUGCCCAUCACACACACCCUUCCGCCCGCUGUCACACACCCUCCUCAUGUCCCGUCCCCCGGACAAAAUACAGUCAAGCCACCAGAGGGCGACAGAGAGCAGCAUCCAAAUGACCAACUGUAGCCACAGACACACACACACACACACACACACACACACACACACACACACACACACACACAGCAACCGGGAUCCAAGUGAUAAGUUCCCCAGUGACAAGUUGUUAUCAGACAGGUUCACAGAGUGUCCGACGGACAGGUUGAGGUCCCAAUAACAAUCAAUUUACAACCCCUGGCAAAUUGGUUCCCAGCAGCCAGUUCACCCUCCAAAGAAGAAGAACUUAAUGAUGAUGAUAAAUAAGAUGAUGAAGAGGAGUGGAUAGCUGUCAGAUGCUCUAAUCAAAGAGCAAGACAGUUGUCCUCUGCUCCAACCAGAAUUCCUGAUAAAGACUGUAAAGAUCCACAGGUUGAUCUUCACAUAACAACUACAGUAUGGUCAAGUUUCUGCCAGAAGUAAUAAAAAAAUAAAAAAAAUAAAAAAAAGAG